Molecule: messenger RNA, 1136 nt
Organism: Anthonomus grandis grandis
Lineage: Eukaryota; Metazoa; Arthropoda; Insecta; Coleoptera; Curculionidae
Gene: Pbp45
Exons: 2
Coding region: 180-1094 (304 amino acids)
Biological process (GO): snRNA transcription by RNA polymerase II; snRNA transcription by RNA polymerase III
Cellular component (GO): snRNA-activating protein complex
Molecular function (GO): sequence-specific DNA binding
Source: RefSeq, a predicted model, not a curated record
CAGAAAAAGUGAGGUUAUGUCAAGUAAAUUUGUUUAUUGUUUACGUUUUGAAAUUAUUUUAAAAAAUUCAAUUUUUUAAAGGCUAAAGCAUCUAAAAAUACAAACCAUACAAAAGUAGAACAAUAUCCGCAUUGUUGGCCUUAUAACACCUUAAUAAGUCAGGUUUGGUCUUCAAAAAAAUGGAUCCUACAAAAAUGGCUUAUGAAUGUUACAAACCACGUAAAGAAUCUCUAUAUAUUUCAUACUGUAUAGCCUUAUAUACAGCAGUAAAAGAAGAUAUUGACACAUUGCUUGCCCAAUUCACCAAGAAGCAAACCCUUAACUAUGUAGAUUUUGCCCUUGUCUGGCAGUCCAUGCAAAUGACUUGCAUAUUUUGCGACCAAAAAAACCUCAGGGCCCUAAAAGUGCUUUGUGAUGUAUGUUUUACUUUACUAAAAAAAGGAAUCUUUGAUCAUCCCGAUAUUUAUAAUAAAAUUGGUUGUUUUUAUUUACUAUAUGGUUUAUACUACAAACAACCCUUAAAGGAUUUUGUGAAAAUAAGAUUGACCCUGGAGGAAUACCGAAGUCUAAAGGCAUUAAUGCAAACCAUGUGUGAUAAAGGGCAAUAUGAUGCCUUGUAUAUAUUCGCCAAAAUGAAGUCUGAUGAAGCAUUUGUCUUUGUGGCACAUCCAAAGCCAAUGGCUAUAGUGUCAGGGCAGAAAUUUGAUAUGCCUGAAGAAACUGACAAUAUUGUACUCCAAACGUUUGACAGGCCAGUAAAUUCAUUUAAAGAUAUUGUUAAGAGUGAAAAUAUCCAAAAUUUAGAUGAGACAUGUAAGAUUUACAAUGCAAAAAUGCAAGAGUUGGCUAAAAAGUAUCCCAGUGUGUCUACAUUUGAGUCAUCCCUAGUAAGUGAAAUAAAACAGGAAUAUGAUGAUUUGUUUGGUAGCCUUCAGGUAAAAAGUGAAAAUGAGGGUAAUCCUAAAAUUGAUAGUACCAUAAUGAAUAUAAGGCAGAAUAUUAGAAAACAGGCUUUUAAGAAAAAGGGUGACUGGUUAAAGAAGAAACUGGGGUGUUCGUCAAAUAAUGAAAGUAGUGAUGGUGAUAAUUUUUGACCAUAAAGUGUUUAUUUUGUUGUCAAUAACAUUUAGGAAAUA